GCGCUGAUUGGCGGCGCAAGAUUCGAAUCAAGUCUAUCGAAUUUUGGCAGUUGACAGUAAAGAGGUUUUUUUAUUUCGACUAUUUAACUACACAUAAAACAUUAUCAAAUUCCUUUUAUUAAAACAACUUUUUAAAUCAAGGGGAAAUGUCCAGACAAGACAGUGACACGGAUUCAGAUGGAGGCAGGCAGAGAGCGUUUCCUAAAAUCAGCCUGCUGGUGAGCUCCGAGGAGUUUGAGGUGUCCAUCGCCAAGCAGAUGGCUCUGCUUGCUCUAAUCCAGAAGACAGGAUACAACAUGGUGCAGGAGAACGGGCAGAGGAAGUUUGGACCCCCGCCAGGCUGGGAAGGCCCUCCCCCUCCACGCGGCUGUGAGGUGUUUGUGGGGAAGAUUCCAAGAGAAAUAUAUGAAGAUGAACUUGUUCCUCUGUUUGAGAGAAGUGGAAAGAUCUUUGAGUUCAGACUGAUGAUGGAGUUCAGUGGGAAGAACCGCGGCUACGCCUUUGUCAUGUACACCGAUAGAGAGGCAGCUCAUAGAGCCAUCCAGAUGCUCAACAAUUAUGAGAUCCGUCCUGGGAAGUUUAUCGGCGUGUGCGUGAGCCGGGACAACUGUCGACUGUUUAUCGGAUCCAUCCCCAAAGACAAAAGUAGAGAUGAACUAAUGGAGGCGAUGAAAAAGGUGACAGAGGGAGCUGUGAAUGUAAUCAUGUAUCCCAACUCUACAGACAGGAACAGAAACAGAGGCUUUGCCUUCAUUGAGUAUGAAUCUCACAAAGCCGCAGCCCUGGCCCGAAGGAAGCUCAUACCCGGAACCUUCAAGCUGUGGGGUCAGAACAUCCAGGUGGACUGGGCUAAGCCCGAGAGGGAUGUCAACGAGGAGAUCAUGCAGCACAUCAGAGUCCUAUACGUGCGUAACCUGAUGAUAGGCACCACUGAAGAAACUCUCUGUAAGGUUUUCUCCAGCUUCAAUCCUGGCUGCGUGGAGCGCGUCAAAAAGCUCUCAGACUACGCCUUCGUCCACUACCACUGCCGCGAGGACGCCAUCGCUGCUCUGCAGCUCAUGAACGGAGCUGAGAUCGACGGCGCGACAGUGGAGGUGACUCUGGCCAAACCGGCUGGGAUCAAAGAGGGAAUCGCAGCUGGAAGGAAGUACACGAGCAGGGAAUUCACAGCAGGAAGCGGGAACGAGACCUUCGGUCCACAGCAGAACGAGGAAGGGAUGAUGGACAGGCCUGUGGAUGGGUACACUCUGCAGAGGACCGUGUCUCUGCCUUAUCUCCAGAGGACCUUCCACUCAGGACCAGCAGGAGAUGAGCUGGACAGAUGUGUGUUCCCUCUGUUACCCGGCACUCCCCUCUCCCCCACCAGCCUGCAGUUACUGAAGCAGAGUCAGAUCGUCUCUGCUGUCGGCCUCCUGGAACUGUACUGCCACAAAAACUUCUGGAGCCAGCCGGAGUACCACCUGUACUCCACACCUGGAAAGGAUGGGAGGCUCCUGCUCCUCUAUGAGGUGGUGAUCACAUCCACAAAGAGCACCUUCAUCCCAGACAAGCUGUGUGUGCUGCUGGAUGACGCCAAAGAGCUGGCUGCACAGACCGCCCUGUGGAACCUGGGCUCGUCCUUUCGGAGCAGAGUUUCCAGCAGCUCUUCAAGCAGCCCCUCUCCACCACUCACCCUCCCUCCCUGUGCCACCAGUCCUGGGGUCCUCACCUGCAUCAGCAGAGCCUUCCCUGGCUCCUGCCUUCCUCCUCCUCCUCCCCCCGCUUCCCCCUUUCCCCUCACCCCUCCUGUCUCCCAAAUGCAAAGGCUCUAUAUCAACUCUCGGUUGUCUUUCUACUGAUGGUGAGACACACUCACACUCUGAUCUGAGCAGUGGAUUUAAACAUUAUUUCUGGGCAGAGCGAUGAACGUGACCCUAUGAGCCAAUGAGUAAGCAGCUGCAAUAAAGGUUCACCGACCGAUUUAUUUGCUUUCUAAUACGUUCUGCUUGUAAAAGUCUCUUGGUUUCUCACAUUUAUACUGUUGUUGAGCAAAGUGGCAUAACCCCUGGAGAAAGCCCAGGGAGACCCCAUAUAAUCUCAAAGUACGAGGGACGGGGAAGGAAUCAAUGGGAAAGACACACUGGAAUUCAGAUUUUUUUGCAGAGAGAAUCUGAACCUCUGCAUCAACAAACUACAGCAAUAAGCCAAGACUGGUUUAGAACGUCAGGACUCUGUCUCCUCACCAGUUACAUAUGUAAUAUGUAAGCUACAUAUGGAAUAUAUGUAACUGGUUCAAGACCAGUAGCAUAUAUUAUAUAUGUAACUGGUCUCGAGUGAUAGAGAACUUGAUUGUUCUCACCAGCAAAUUGUCAGUCAGUUGUCAUCUCUUCAGAUCAUCUCACUUAUGCUUAAGAUGUGCUGAAAUACACGUAAAUAUGAAAACCAUCGCAUCCAUGGUGAACUCAUAGGUUUAGUCUGCCUGGGUUGACGAUUAGUGCUGUUUGUGAUUUGCCUAUUUGAAGGCUUAGAUCGGGGACGCCCACUCCUGGUCCUGGAGAGUCACUGUUAUUAUAGUUGUAUUGAAGCUGUCUUCAUUAUAGUCUAUAUUGGCAUAAAAUUGUUGGGUCAAACCUGUCACUAAUUCAGCCUUUCAUAAUAUUUUUCAAUAUGUUGUAUUAGUAGCCCUUUUUAGGCUUGUCCUUUUAUCACAUUUAGCCAAUGGCCUGUGAUGGGGUAGCGCUAGCAGGCAGGGAGGUGGGCUGUAUUAGUCUAGGGAAACUUGAGGGGUUGAGUUUAUCAGGAAUGUGUUCAAGGGUGCUUUAAGUAAAAUCUAUUGUGAGUCAAAUUAAAAUGUUUAGUGAAAAAGGUGUCCUACAGAGCAGGCAUCUAGUUUCUGAUGAGCUGCUCUGCUUCUACAUCACCUCUGAUUAAGUCUUUACACAUGUACAAAUGUAGCUGCUGGUGAAAGUAGUCAUAAUUAUAAGUCAGAAUUAUCCUUCCAGGUUGAUCUUUGACAAUGUUGAACCACCACUUAACCCUUUAGAAGUAAAUCACAAAUGUGAAAGUGUUCAGAGAUCGGGUUUAAAACGCACACACACACUAUAUCCAAUAAUAAAGCCGUCAGUCUUUGCCCUAAAUUAAUGAGUGAAGGUAGUUUGUUGUUUCUGUUGAUAAAUGGGAUGAAUGUUGACUCAUUUUAUGAUGUCUGACGUCAUCCCUUACAGAUGUAGUUUGUGUCAGACCUGGAGAGAAGAAUGACGGCUGCAUGUUUGUGUUUUUAUCAGAGGAGGAGAGAGAAGCAGCAGAAGCAGUGGCGUCUCUGUUUAUGUACGUGGCCAAGUCAAGUAUUUCACUCUUCCACUUUAAGAAGUGCUUCAGAUCGUUUCCUUUACGUUCAUGUCUUGCACUUUAGAUUUUUAUUGAAGGCUGAUUGAUGUUUGUGUUUUUCUCUUGGGUUGGUUUGUUCUGUGAUCCGUUUCCUUUCUGCUUCAGACACCAUGCACACGCUCAGUCUUUCACGCAUCCAUGCACUGCUCGCACUACUGACAGCCCCAUACUACACACUCAUAAAGUGGUUACUUUAAUUUGUUGAUCGUUUUAUAAUAAAUCAUAUUGACAUUUGA
Betta splendens (Siamese fighting fish) is the source of this 3602-nucleotide messenger RNA. It is a transcript of the gene rbm46, whose product is annotated as RNA binding motif protein 46. The transcript has 10 exons. Gene Ontology annotation, cellular component: nucleus. NCBI's taxonomy places the organism in Eukaryota, Metazoa, Chordata, Actinopteri, Anabantiformes, Osphronemidae. The record is from RefSeq and is a predicted model, not a curated record. Gene Ontology annotation, molecular function: mRNA binding. The coding region runs from base 147 to 1838 and encodes 563 amino acids.